AAUGGCCCCAAAAGGAGAGGGGGGGGGCGGAGACAGAGGUACCGGGACCCCAAGGUAUCCAGGAUAACAGGGCCCGGGGGGCCCCCUUUGGGCCUCCGGGUCCAGGACAAAAGGCGAAACGGCCCCAACGGGCAAAAUGGCUAUCCUGGGGGGGGAAAAACGGGGCCGCUGGCAAAAUGGCUCAAGGUAAAACCCCGGGCCAAUGGCCCCGCGGGGUCCCCGGGCAACCAGGACAACCUGGACCCCCUGGUCCUCCAGGACUUCCUGCUGUAUCUCCUGACCUCGGACAGAUCCUCCCUGUGACCGGCCCAUACCCUGGCCAAAAACAAAAAAAAACAAAGAACAGAGGCGACAUUGGUGGAAGUGGCGUGGAGAUGCCUGCCUUCACAGCUAAGCUUGCAAAUCCAUUCCCUCCUGUUGGCUCUGCGGUCGUCUUUGACAAACUCCUGCACAAUGGCAAUCAAAACUACAAUCCCCAAAGUGGUGUUUUCACCUGUAGCAUACCAGGGGUCUACUACUUUGCUUACCACGUCCACUGCAAAGGGGGUAAUGUGUGGGUGGCCUUGAUGAAGAACAAUGAGCCAGUCAUGUACACAUAUGAUGAAUACCAAAAGGGCUUGCUGGAUCAGGCAUCAGGGAGUGCUGUACUCCCAUUACGACAAGGAGAAACUGUGCAUAUACAGCUGCCAUCUGACCAGGCUGCAGGACUUUAUGCUGGUAAAGUCCAUUCCACUUUUUUGGAACUAUUGUCCCCAAGUAAAAAGGAAAAACAAAGGCAAAGGGAAAACCCCUUGAGGGGAUUUUUUUCCCAAAAUUAUGGUAAAACUGGCUCAAAGGAAUUUUUGGUAAAGUGAAGGGUUUUACAAGAG
This is a messenger RNA of Etheostoma spectabile (orangethroat darter), 869 nucleotides long. Its product is annotated as collagen alpha-1(VIII) chain-like. The record is from RefSeq and is a predicted model, not a curated record. Lineage: Eukaryota; Metazoa; Chordata; Actinopteri; Perciformes; Percidae. The coding region runs from base 177 to 854 and encodes 225 amino acids. Gene Ontology annotation, molecular function: protein binding. The transcript has a single exon.